AUGGCUUCAACAUCUAACAGCUUACAAAGAUCAGGAACUGUUCCGUCUGAUGUCGUCAACCUAUAUAAUAGUAAGAAGUUGGUCCAAAAAUCCAAGCACUAUAAUGCGCCUGAAAAUAGAAAACAAAAAAAGAUAGAAUCAUUUUUCAGUAGAUCUAACGAUACACGCACAAGUAGAUUCAACUCUAAUCGCACCAACAAUGAAACGAAUCCAUCUCAAUCAGCCGAUAAUAUUGACAUUGAAUCAACAGAACUAAAUGAGGUUCUAUCGCAAGCAAAUGUACUUUCAACCGAAUUUAACUCACUGCUACAAAAUGAUGAGAUAAAUUACAUGGAUAUGUUCAAAAUGAUGGGCAAAAUGAAUAAGAUUAUGCUAGAUUUAGUACUUCAACUCAAAAGUGCCAUGGAUCAUAAAAAUAAGGUAAUAAUUGGCUCAUUUACAAACAAACUUAAAGAUUGCACAUCCUUCAUCAGCAACGAAAUAAAUUAUGUCAAGAAGGAGAUUGAAAAAGUCAAAAAGAACGAUGAAGUUGAAUGCCUAAAAACUACUCAAGCAUGUUCCCGUGAUUUACGAAGAAUUUGGAUAAGAUUUAUAUAUGAGAAUGACGCAGAGGAAGCACGUAACCAGAACAGUCAUGCAGCUAUCAAAAAAAUUCUAACGCACCUAAGCAUUUCAUUGAAUACGUCACAAUACCCGCUUGAAUCUUUUUACUUCCAAUCGCGCAAGUUCUCUGCUGAUCAGCUCAUCCCUGAAAUAUCUUUAUGUUGUAUAUUUGUGAACUCAACAUUGGCCACAAUUGUAAAAAAUGGAAUUAUAAAAUUCAACAAGAUGCUUGAAGAGAAUAAACAGCAGCAUCUAAUAAGGUAUAAAGUCAGCAAUGAUUGGUCUUAUAAUAUUCGACAAAUCUUGAAGCCAUGCAAUGAGAUGCGUAGAUUUGAAAUAAUUGAUCGAGUUUUUAUCACAAAUGACGGAAUUAAAGUAUAUCACAGAGAAAUAGACAGUUAUAAUCAGCCGGAUAAAAAAACAUCAAUGACUCUGGUUAAUUCAAUAAGGAAACUUGACAUGUUGCGUAAAAAACUGAAUGAUUUCAAUUGUACGGUUACAGCAAGUGAAACAUACAACGGUGAUUAUUUUAAAAUGAGUUUCAAUGAUAGACAAUUGAUACGUACCAAAUAUAAAGAAGCUCCAGUAAAUUUCGAUGAGGAGGAAGUUAUGCCGUCAGAUGAUGAAUUUAUGGAUGCAUCGGUAGUAGAAAUUAACCAAUGA
Molecule: messenger RNA, 1266 nt
Organism: Chironomus riparius
Lineage: Eukaryota; Metazoa; Arthropoda; Insecta; Diptera; Chironomidae
Source: the annotation of a GenBank genome assembly